GGUAACGAAGAAAACUGUGGAUUAAACAAAGCAGGAAUUCGGACAGAUUUUUUUCUUACUUGACUUGAAUCGGUUCACUCCGGUGUAUAUGAACGUUUGCUAAAAAGCUAUGGAAGUAUCCGCGGACCAACCCAGAUGGAUGAGCCAUCACCACCCAUCGGUGCUAAACGAACAGCAUCCCGGCUCGCAUCACCCGGGCCUCGGCCACUCGUACAUGGACCCCUCGCAGUAUCCCCUUGCCGACGAUGUGGAUGUACUGUUUAAUAUCGACUCACAGGGCAACCACGUAUCUCCAUACUAUGGGAACUCAGUCAGAGCCGUCCAGAGGUACCCACCUCCUCCACAUAGUAAGAUUACAGGUAGUCAGGUGUGUCGCCCCUCUCUGCUGCACGGCUCUCUGCCGUGGCUGGACGGAAGCAAAGCGAUGCAGCACCACAGCACUUCCCCGUGGAACCUGAGUCCUUUCCAGAAGAGCUCACUGCACCACGGUUCCCCGGCAGGUCUCUCUGUCUACCCUUCGGCGUCCUCCUCCUCCCUGUCCGGGGGCCACUCCAGCCCGCACCUCUUCACCUUUCCCCCCACUCCUCCGAAAGACGUGUCCCCGGAUCCAGGCAUCUCCACUCCGGGCUCAAGCAGCAACAGUCGCCAACAGGAGGAGAAAGAGUGCAUAAAGUACCAGGUGUCCCUGGCCGAGAGCAUGAAACUGGAGUCUCACAGCCGGAGCAUGGCAUCAAUCGGAGCGCAAUCAUCCGCACACCAUCAUCACCCCAUCGCCACAUACCCAUCCUAUGUCCCCGAAUACGGCCCAGGCCUCUUCCCGCCAAGUAGCCUGAUAGGUGGGUCAUCUUCUAGUUAUGGUUCCAAAACAAGACCAAAAACAAGGUCAUGUUCAGAAGGUAGAGAGUGCGUUAACUGUGGAGCUACGUCGACCCCGCUCUGGAGGCGGGAUGGCACUGGUCACUAUUUGUGUAACGCCUGCGGACUCUAUCACAAGAUGAACGGGCAGAAUCGGCCCCUCAUCAAACCCAAGCGACGACUGUCUGCAGCAAGACGCGCAGGAACAUCAUGUGCAAACUGUCAAACGAGCACGACAACACUGUGGCGAAGAAACGCCAACGGGGACCCCGUGUGUAACGCUUGCGGUCUAUACUACAAACUGCACAAUAUCAACCGACCUCUCACCAUGAAGAAGGAGGGCAUUCAGACCAGGAACAGGAAGAUGUCCAGCAAGUCGAAGAAGAGCAAAAAGUCCCACGACAGCAUGGACGACUUCUCCAAGAGCCUGAUGGAGAAGAGCAGCUCGUUCAGCCCCGCCGCUCUGUCCCGCCACAUGUCCUCCUUCCCCCCCUUCUCACACUCCGGCCACAUGCUGUCCACCCCCACGCCCAUGCACCCCUCCUCCUUCGCCCCUCACCCCCACUCCAGUAUGGUCUCUGCCAUGGGCUAGAAGACCCCAACGGUACCACCCACCUCCCAGAACCCCUCAAUCAACAACCAACCCCCCCCAUCCUCUUACUCCCAGUUCUUUUCGCUUACCUGAAUCCCAAGCUGAAAGACAACCAAACUGCUCUCUGCUACCCAUAACCAACCGCUCUGCUCCAUCACCAAGCCGCCUAUGAUCUGACCUCAUUGUGAGGGAGACAGGCUC
Molecule: messenger RNA, 1648 nt
Organism: Salvelinus namaycush (lake trout)
Lineage: Eukaryota; Metazoa; Chordata; Actinopteri; Salmoniformes; Salmonidae
Product: transcription factor GATA-3-like
Exons: 5
Coding region: 110-1447 (445 amino acids)
Biological process (GO): embryonic organ development; cell fate commitment; negative regulation of transcription by RNA polymerase II
Cellular component (GO): nucleus
Molecular function (GO): DNA-binding transcription factor activity, RNA polymerase II-specific; zinc ion binding; RNA polymerase II cis-regulatory region sequence-specific DNA binding
Source: RefSeq, a predicted model, not a curated record